Cajanus cajan (pigeon pea) is the source of this 2264-nucleotide messenger RNA. RefSeq names its product isoliquiritigenin 2'-O-methyltransferase. NCBI's taxonomy places the organism in Eukaryota, Viridiplantae, Streptophyta, Magnoliopsida, Fabales, Fabaceae. Gene Ontology annotation, molecular function: protein dimerization activity; O-methyltransferase activity. The record is from RefSeq and is a predicted model, not a curated record.
UCAAUACAUAAUCAUAAAUUUAUAUUUCUUAAAUAUGUAUAUAAGACACGUCUAGAAACUCGCUGAGAACAAAAGCCAGAUGUAAGUCAAACGUAUGCACAGCUUUUUGGGUAGCAGCCUCUUUUGAACUAUCUGCCCAAAUUGUUGACUAUUAUACAAGAGCUUUAAGUAUACACUACCACGUCAAGCUUUUUGUCCGAUAAUUAUUUUUAUCCUGGGUUACACAUGUCAAUUUGAUGCCUUCAGAUUCAGUGUUAAAAUAAUAUUUUAUCAGUGAAAGUCAUGAAUUAUAAUACAAAUUAAUUUUUAUUUCUCAACUUUAAGACAUUGUAUGUAUCAUACCCAUAAAAAAAUAUACAUUAUAUAGACAAUUAGUCAUGAUCAAUUAAUUCAAUUGUUAUAGAUUUCCUGUUGUUUUAAUUAGUGUAAAAUUUGUUAUUGAAAUUAAUUAUAUAUAUUUGCUGUAUUCAGUGAUUUAAAAUGAAUUAAUUUUAACAGUUACUUUUUUCUAACUUUUAAAACAGACAGACACUUAAUUAUCUGUAUCAACAAUAUGGUAUCCAAAUUAUUUCAUUCUUAUCGUAGAUUAUUAGCCCAACACAUGCAUAUCAUACAAAAACACAUGCAAAGGAAUAUUAAUUCUUUAACGUAUCUUAUAUUCUUAAAAUAUAAUAAUUUUUAAUUUUAUAAACACAAUCCAAAUUGUCAAUACCAAUAUCUUGAACAAAAACAAAGUUAUGCGUGCAUAGCAGCCUCAUCUACCACGACAUUCAUUAUUCCAACAACCAAUUCAAGGAAUGAGAAUUAAUAAAAUUGCCACUAGGCUCGAGCGUUUACUUGAAGGAAUUAUGGCUAUAUAAACAUCAUAAAAAUUGAAGAAAGUAGACAAGUAUUAAACACUAGUAAAAAUGAGUUCCAAUUCCAACAAGAGUACACUUCCCAAGGAAGCAGGAAAGGUGGAUGAUGCUUACCUCUCUGCUACGUUACUUUGCUUUAGCCGGAUCCUCCCUGCAGUUCUAAAUGCUGCUGUUGAUAUCAAUUUGUUUGAUAUCAUAGCAAAGGCAGAGAGUUCAUGUCAUGCAUCUUUAUCUGCCUCUCAAAUUGCUUCUUUGCUUCCAAAUCAACACCCUCAAUUGCCUAAUAGGCUUGAACGCAUCUUGCCACUUCUAGCCAGUUACUCUCUUCUGGAUUGCUCCAUUCGAACCAAUCAAGAUGGUAACAAAGAAAGAGUUUAUUCUCUCUCCCCCGUUGGCAAAUACUUUGCAUUUGAUAAUGAUGGAAUCUCUUUGGCCCCUCUCACAACUUUAAUAAAUCGCGGAUUUCAUGACCUAUGGACGGAUGUGAAGGAUGCAAUUGUGGAUCCUAAUUGCUAUAACCAUUUCGAAAGUGUCUAUGGAAUGCCAUCAUUUGAAUAUAUGGAGAGAAAUGGGGAGCUGAAUGACAUGUUUAACAAAGCAAUGGCUCACGCUGGCCCAAUAGAAACUAAAAUGGUAAUCAACUCAUACAAAGGAUUUGAAGGAGUGUCAACACUGGUUGACGUUGGAGGUGGAGUUGGAGAGACCUUAAAACUAAUUCUCUCUGCAUAUCCUUCAAUUAAAGGCAUUAAUUUUGAUUUGCCUCAGAUGAUUGAGGAUGCACAACCUCAUCCAGGUAUAGAGCACAUCGGAGGGUCUAUGUUUGAAACUGUUCCAAAUGGUGAUGCCAUAUUACUAAAGUAUGUAUGUCAUAAUUGGUCAGAUGAAGAUUGCAUAAAGUUUUUAAGAAAUUGUCACAAAGCUUUGCCACCACAUGGAAAAGUGAUUGUUUUGGAUCUUAUAACCCCAGAGGUCCCGAAUUCCAGCGGCACAUCUAAGCGUACUUGUGUUGUCGAUAAUCACAUGUUUUUAUCACAUGGUGGAAAGGAAAGAACUGAGAAUGAGUUUGAGAACUUGUGCAAGAGGUCUGGUUUUUCCAAAUUUCAUGUUGCAUGUAAUGAUAUCCCAGGUGCGGUGGGAGUGAUGGAAUUUUAUAAAUAGAAAACUGUUGAGCAGUAAUUUGAAUCUUUGUAUUUUCCUAAUAGUUGUUGGAUAGGGAUUAUACACUAGAAACAUUCUUAUCCAAGGACCGAGUGUAUCGUACAAGUCACUUUGACCCUACAUCGUAAUAAAUAAGUCAAUAGUGAAUAAAGAGACAUUAUGUAAUAUUUUUACUUAUUUUUUUUUAAUGAAUUGUAAUCCUUUUACUCAUUCAUAUAACCUAAUACAUGUGAUUAUAUAUUUAUUGUU